GCGCAUGCGCGCCAGGGAACGGUGGCCUGGCGUUCUGUUCUGCCGUCUCUAUGACUCUGCCCCCGCCUCAGCACUGAGCCACUGCCAUGGCCCAGCUCAUCACCUUCACCCGCGCCCGGGACGAGACCGACUGCUGGAAAGAUGGACACCUCCGGAAGCGCCCUGCUGCCCCCGAGCAGCCCAACAGCUGGGCCGGCGACGAGGCCCGGCGCUUCUACGAGAGCCUCCUGGCUGGGGAGGAGGGGGCCAGUGCCCCCGAGCCCCCUGUGGCCCCCUCCGAGCCCCCUGUGGCCCCCUCCGAGCAGCCUCCCACCUCCUCCGAGCCAUCUGUGGCCUCCUCCAAGCUGCCUGUGGCCGCCUCCAAGCCACCUCUGACACCCUCCAAGCCGCCUCCAAGCUGCCGCAAGCCCCCGACGGCCCCGCCAGGCCCCACCGACACCCGCCGGGGCAAUGCGCUGCUGAAGGCGGCUCAGGACGGCGACCUGCGGACCUUGCGACGGCUGCUGGAGAAGGAAGGCUGCGACAUCAACUACCGGGAUGGCUUCUCUUGGACGGCACUGAUGUGUGCGGCUCGUGCGGGACGGGUGGCCACCGUGCGCUACCUCCUGCGCCGUGGGGCUGCCCAGGCGAGCAUCUGCGAGGCCGGGGGCCGCGAUGCCGCUGGCCUGGCCGAGGAUGCCGGCCACCAUGGGCUGGCGCGGCUGCUACGCGAGUGGCAGCCGGAGCCUCGCGAGGUGCCGCGGCCGGCCCCAGAAGAGCAGCGCUUCUGCAGCGUCUGCGGGACGCACUAUGCCGAGGAGAGCGCAGCACAGCACGAGCGCUCCACUGCCCACCUCUUCAGCCGGGGCGAUGCGCCGCCGCCUGCCCGCUACCACAUCCCCGAGACCAACAUUGGCUUCCGGCUCCUCGUCAAGGGCGGCUGGGACAGCCGCGCCGGGCUGGGCCCCACCGGCGACGGGCGCCGCUUCCCUGUCCAGACCCUGCUCAAGCGGGACCACAAGGGCCUGGGCUGCCCCAGCGGCCUCCGGCCCCGCGUCACCCACUUCGAGGCCUGCGAUGCCACCGCCGUGGCCGAGCCACCCCAGCCGCGGGCCGAGCGGGCUGGGGCAGCAGGGAAGCGCCAGGCCCAGCGUCAGGAGGCUGCCGCCCGGGCCUGGGAGCGCGACCUCCGCGCCUACAUGGGCCGCUGAGCACCAGCCGUCCGGGCCUGCCCCAGCCCCGCGUGUGCUGGCAGCGAAACUGGGGCAAAACCUGGCCUUUGCGUGCUGGGCAAC
Rhea pennata is the source of this 1274-nucleotide messenger RNA. RefSeq names its product G-patch domain and ankyrin repeats 1 (gene GPANK1). Gene Ontology annotation, molecular function: protein binding; nucleic acid binding. The record is from RefSeq and is a predicted model, not a curated record. Bases 87 to 1190 code for a protein of 367 amino acids. NCBI's taxonomy places the organism in Eukaryota, Metazoa, Chordata, Aves, Rheiformes, Rheidae. The transcript has 3 exons.